Penicillium macrosclerotiorum is the source of this 975-nucleotide messenger RNA. RefSeq lists its product as uncharacterized. The transcript is spliced from 2 exons. The coding region runs from base 1 to 975 and encodes 324 amino acids. The record is from RefSeq and is a predicted model, not a curated record. NCBI's taxonomy places the organism in Eukaryota, Fungi, Ascomycota, Eurotiomycetes, Eurotiales, Aspergillaceae.
AUGCCUCCUCCUCCCCCUCCUGCUCCCCCACGACCGCCGUUGAAACAGACCCCACAAAACCAUCAAAUAUUCGACCCCUGGAACUCCGCUUCAACGGGCCAUCAGCGUGCCGAGAACCCCUACUCGAACACUACCGCCUGGCGCGACACCCGCGCGCACAAGCUGGCGCGCCAGUUACGCGGUGGCGACUGCAACGAAGAUAGUGAAGACGGGGUGCGCACGGCGCAGGCAUUCGAUGGGACAUGCGGCUUGGUGUCGCCCACGAGAGACGAGGGCCGCGUUGUGAAGGGCGGAGAGUGGCGCUGGGUGUCGGAGGAGGAGGCGAAGCGGGCGAGGCUGGGCGUUCGGGAUAUUCGGUGCUUUAUGGGGGUUGGGAAAAGGAGGGCCGGUGGGGACUUAGAGGGCCAGACUGGGAAGAAGGCGAAAAGCACAGGUGAUAGGUUGGAGAGGGCUUCUGCAUUUAAGUCUGGCAUUGCUGCUUCGCUGACUUCGGCGGUGUCGUCGUCGGCAUCGUCGUCGUCAGAGCCCGAUGCCAAAGCCAUGGCACCGAAUACUGUACAGGAGAAAUCUAAGCCAGACUCGCAAUCUGCAGCUGCUUCUGUAUCGACUCUCUUUGCCGGAACCACUAUCUAUGUCAACGGCUCGACUCUCCCUCAGAUUUCGGAUCAUAAGCUGAAACAGCUCCUUGUCUCGCACGGCGCAAAGGUGUCCAUUGCCAUGGCACGUAGAUCGGUGUCACACGUUGUUAUCGGUCAGCCUAGUGGCAUUGGACAAGGGGCCGGUGGCGGUCUUGCGGCGCGGAAGUUGCAGCAGGAGAUUGAGCGGGGUGGUUGGAAGGGCGUUAAAGUGGUUGGUGUUGACUGGGUUUUGGAGAGUAUUAAAGCCGGGAAAAGGCUCGCCGAGUCCAGAUUCGCGGCUAUGCAUGUCGCGCCAAAGGGACAAAGGAGUGUUGCAGGCAUGUUUGGUGGUCGGUAG